This is a messenger RNA of Triticum dicoccoides, 1070 nucleotides long. RefSeq names its product tetraspanin-18-like. The record is from RefSeq and is a predicted model, not a curated record. The transcript has 4 exons. Bases 53 to 487 code for a protein of 144 amino acids. Lineage: Eukaryota; Viridiplantae; Streptophyta; Magnoliopsida; Poales; Poaceae.
GCGUCACUGCUACUGAUGUUGACCACAAUUGUUUCAGUAUACCAUCCUGGCCAUGGCGAUGAUGCUGCUAGAAGCUGCCGUGGCCGGCCACCUCCUCCUCAACGAGCACUGGAUGCAGGAUCUGCCGUAUGACCGCACGAGAGAGCUCGAGAACCUCGUCUCCUUUGUCAACAACAACCUCGACCUCUGCAAAUGGGCUGCUCUCGCUACCGUCGCCACACAGGCGUUCUCGCUUUUCUUGGCAAUUACUCUACGAGCCAUGGUUUCGUCCACCAAUGCGGACUUUGACAGCGACGAAGAUUUUGUGGUCAUAAGGAGGCCGCUGCUUCUUGCCCAAGGUGCUCCAGCCUAUCUCCCUACCACGGCCGACCCUAGAGGUGCCCACCCUGGCCUAUGGAGCUCAUCGAUGAGGCAAAAGUAUGGAUUGAACUCCACAAGCGACUACACCUACAACACACUGGAUCAAAAUGCAGUACCACCACAGUGAGAAUCUGCGCGACUGAUGACGAAGUACAUAUCAUAUAUGCAGUACACAAGUCAUAUGUUGCAAUAUGCCAUGGUGUAAUGGGCACUGUAUACAUUUGUACGCCCAGUUAUUCUGUGAAUCUCGGUUGUACAUAGUUCCAUCAUUACUACUCCCUCCGUUCGGAAUUACUUGUCUCGGAAAUGAAUGUAUCUAGAACUAAAAUACGUCUAGAUACAUCCAUUUUCGCGACGAGUAAUUCCGAACAGAGGGAGUAGUAAAGAACAUAUGUGUGAAUGGCUGCCCUGGUUGGCUGGCUGCUAUUUCUUCGAGAUCCGCUUACUAGUGCUGAAUCUGGAGCAAAUCCACAACUCAGUCAUUGUGACAGCCAGGAGAUGGCCGUAUGUAAAAAAAUAGUCUAUCUUGUUGGAUGUCUUGGGUUGGCUGGUUUCUUCAAUGUAGCCAAAGAGAUGGAUGAGCAAGAACGGCAGUAUUUGCAUUGGAUGUGUAUUAAGUUAGAUAUAGCAGUUAGUAAAAAAAUGUAAGGUAAUGUUAGUACAAUUUUCAUGUGGAUGAUGACAUCAUUAAAAUGCUUUCUUGGGCCAAA